Molecule: messenger RNA, 1941 nt
Organism: Bemisia tabaci
Lineage: Eukaryota; Metazoa; Arthropoda; Insecta; Hemiptera; Aleyrodidae
Cellular component (GO): extracellular matrix
Source: RefSeq, a predicted model, not a curated record
ACCCCCUCCCAUCAUGAUCCAGCUGACGAUUCUCGCAGCACUGGCUGCCGUGGCGAAAGCAGGAGUGAUCUCGCCGUACGCGGGGCACGGCUACGCGGCCGCCCCGGCCUACCCGGCGCCGGCCCGAUACGCCGCUCCCGCCCCUGUCCCGGCUUACGCCCCCGCCUACGCCGCCCCGGUGGCCCACUACGCCCCGGCACCCGCCCCCGCUGCCUACGCCGCACCUGUGGCCAAAUAUGCUGCACCGGUUUACGCCGCACCGGCUGCCAAAUACGCCCCCGCCUACGACGCGGAAUACGACCCACACCCCUCCUACAACUUCGCCUACGACAUCCAGGACGCCUACACGGGCGACUCCAAGUCCCAACACGAGUCCCGGCAGGGCGACGUAGUCAAGGGUAGCUACAGCUUCAUCGAGGCCGACGGUAGCCGAAGGACCGUCGACUACACGGCCGACCCCCACAACGGCUUCAACGCCGUCGUCCACAAGGAGCCCGCCGGCCACCCCGUAGCACCCAAGCCGGCGUACAAGGUCGCACCCGCCCCUGUUGCUUAUGCAGCCCCCAAAGCAUACGCCUACGCGCCCGUCGCCUACGCACCCAAGGCCUACGCUGCCCCAGCCUACGCCUACGCCCAUUGAGGGCACCCGGCACCGACCACACAGAUGAUCUCUCCUCGAUGCUUCGUCCUGAGCAUGGUUUCCUCCCUUAGGGAGAAGCGGGUUUGAAAGGGGUGCAUUUUCCGAUAAGGAACUACUUCUGGUUUAUCUAUAAAAGCACCGUAGGAAAACUGGACCACAUUUUGCAAUUAGGAACUACCUUUUUCUAGCUAUUUUUAGAAAGAACAUAAGUUUUAUUCGUUCCCCUAUGUGGACAAAAGCUUUAUGAAGGGGUCAGAAAUAGUAGGUCUGUACUGCAAAAUGUGGUCCGAUUGGUGCAUUCUUUGCCUCGAAAAUUAGACUUGAAUAGUAGUUCUAAAUUGCAAAAUGUUGUCCAAAAUAUGUAUAACCAAUUUGACUUCAAAUUGCAAUGAGAUACUAAAAUUUGUAACUCAUUCAUAAAGGUACCUUCCUUCAGAGGGAAACUAGUUGUAAAUGCGGUGCUUUAAAUGAGCUAGUAAUGGCCUGCAUUUUGCAAUUAGGAACUGCAAUUUCUGGCUCAUUCGUAAAAACACGCAUGUGCAUAAGGAAACUAAUGGCACGUACAAUGUUUUUAAACUGAGUCAGAAAGUGUAAUUCUCAAUUGCAAAAUUUAGUCCAAAUAGUAGUUCUACGUUGCAAAAUGAAGUCUAAUUAAAACGGGUCUACUUUGAGGGUGUUUAUAUUUGACAAAAGGGCGUAAGUAUAUUUCAACGUUGCAAAAUUUCCAAAGGCAAUUUAUUUUUCCGCAAGAAAACCGUCGGGCAUCUGAUUGAAUAGCAGAAUUUUGAAUAGUGACCGUACGGUAAUAUUCUCGUGAAAAAAUUAAUGUUUUUCGUCAGUUUUGUAAACUUGGAAUAAAGGUACCUUCAUUCGUCUGGAACUUGACAACAUGGUGAACGUGAGAGCGAUUUAUUCAGAAUGAAGAAUACAUAGUCCCAACUCUUACUCCCAUGUCAAAAAAUUUUAAAUUAUCUCAUGGUAACGUUUUUGGCGAUGCGUACUAAAGAGGAACUUAAUGUUGUGUUGCGGGUUAAUUUUUUUUUCUUGGAUGGAAUCAUGCUCAUUAUUAGAUUUAAGUAUCACUGUUCUCUACAAGAAUAUUGAUGUUUUAGAUUUUCGUUAUAAUUUCUUAUUUCUUAAGCUGGUUUGUUUAUGAGCUUCAAUAUUUUAAGCGUUUUCGAUAAAUAAGAUUGUUUAUCGUUGAAAGUUGCACAAACAUUAUGUAUUUUCUAAUUAUAUUGUUUGUAAAAUAAUUUUUGCUGCUGCGUCACGUAUGCAUGAAAUAUAUUUAAAAAAUUGUC